Molecule: messenger RNA, 435 nt
Organism: Protopolystoma xenopodis
Lineage: Eukaryota; Metazoa; Platyhelminthes; Monogenea; Polystomatidea; Polystomatidae
Source: the annotation of a GenBank genome assembly
AUGCGUACUUCGGCCCUCGGCAGUCUUUGGCUUGUUGCAUCACAAAGAGGGGCUCUGAGCACAGAUCCACGCCAGAAGCUCAUAUACCUGACAAUAGGAUUUUCUUCCAUUUCAGCUUUCCAGCUAACACAUUCCAGUAUUCAGGCCAACAAAAGUGAAAUGUCCGACGACCUGGGUCCGCUCUGCUGCCGCUCCGACUCUUCCAUGAGUCAAAGCAGUACAAUGGAAGCACCCAGCCUGCCUGUGCCAGCCAUGCAUUUUGGCUUGCCCACCUUCGAGCCGCACUGUCAAGCUUUCAAGGGCUAUCAUGUUGCCUAUCGAGCCCCUCUCUGCGUGUACUCGAGCCUGGGACCUGGUGAGACAGUUGUCAUUGCAAUGCGUAUAACCUUUUUUCUACCUUUUAUCAUCUUUUUCGCAUCUGCCUCUCAAGGAUGA